Protopterus annectens (West African lungfish) is the source of this 4413-nucleotide messenger RNA. RefSeq names its product ring finger protein 111 (gene RNF111). Gene Ontology annotation, molecular function: ubiquitin protein ligase activity. Gene Ontology annotation, biological process: ubiquitin-dependent protein catabolic process. The record is from RefSeq and is a predicted model, not a curated record. Lineage: Eukaryota; Metazoa; Chordata; Ceratodontiformes; Protopteridae.
CCCUUUCUCUACCUCAUGACGUCUAAGCACGUCUCUGAAGUCCCUUCAGCUAAGGGAGUCUAACCAAGACCGUUUGAGUACCGCCUCUGGCCGAUUCUUCCCGGAAAGUUUUUGGGCCGUAAAUCUGGGAAUGUUUGCCCGUUAAUGGAAUGCGUGCUUCAUAGUUACUAAAUUCUUUAAUGCUACAAUAGUCAAUUGAAUGUUUCUAGUACGUUUCUGUAAAAUUGCUACUCGUUGCGUAAUGGCAUGCUGAUAAUAUUUUGACUUUCUUUUAAGCUUCACAUCAACAGAUGGAUUCCUGAAUGUAACUGGGUUGAGACUGUGAAAGCGGAUAUGAAGAGUGAAGUUUCAUCUGAUGCACCAAAGUCACAGGAGAGUUUAACGGUGGUUCUCUUUAAUCCUGAGUCCAUAGAGUCAGCCAAACGUCUAGUCCCCGAUGUUGAGAUGAUCACUAGCAAGGUUGGGAAUGACUUCUCAGACCUAUGCUCAGAAUCCCAUAAGCAGCGAAAGGAUAUGAAUAGCAGUGGAACAGGACAUGGUAAGGGAAUGAUAGUUAGAAAAAAACGUAAGAGCCAGCAGGCUGGCCCUUCUGAUUUACAAAAUGGUGGAUUUAAGGAAAAUCAAGAACUUUUGGGUCUUAACAUGCACGUAGAGCCCCAAAGUGAUGAGGACAAUGAGUCAUCCUACAGUGAUUGCGCAUCUUCCCCUUCAUCUAGCCAUAAUUUUGGAGACUCUGACACGUUUUCUUCAGAUGAAGAAAAGGAAGCUUCUGCAAGACAUGCCACAUCAGUAUUUAGUAGCACAAGCAGAACCCAGAGUGCAAGGUCACACAAGUGCCCACGAACUGAAACCGACCCUGGGUCAGGGCCACUAAUGAAACGGCCUUGUUUUCUAAGGCGGCCUCUGCAUCGGAAGCGGUUUGUAAAAACAAAUUCCUCUCAGAGGACACAAAAGCAAAAAGAGCGAAUCCUAAUGCAGAAGAAAAAACGUGAAGGUUUUGCUCGUAGAAAAUAUGCAUUAUUGCAGAUAUCCACUAGCUCAAGUGAGAAUGAACUCACAGACCAUGAGUCAUCUUCCAGUUUAUCCAGUGAAGUAGAGGAUGAUAUAUUUGUCUCAGCAAGUGAAAGGCACCAAAACAAUUCCACUGCUGCCUCAGGGAGCAUUGAUGAAGACGUAGUAGUGAUUGAGGCCUCUCCUACACCUCAGAUCACUGCGAAUGAAGAAAUCAAUGUUACCUCAACAGAUAGUGAAGUGGAAAUUGUAACUGUUGGAGAAAGCUGCAGCCUGCUGUUUUGCCAGCUGCCACUGUUGGUGUGGAAGCACAUCACGUCAGUUCCAAUAACACGUCUACCUCAGAUCAGACAUCUGAAACUGUACCAGGCCCCUCAAGUAGUCAGGCAUUUACAGUAUCUGAGAAUUCAAGCAUUGCUUCCAACACCAUUACAGCUGCUGCUGCUCCUCUUCCAAUUGAUGAGACUAGAAGAACAGCAUCCAGCUCUGCAUCAGAGGCAGGACCUAAUGCAAUGCCUCGCCUACCAUCAUGUUGCCCCCAACAUUCCCCAUGCCUGGGUGCAUCUCAAAGUAGUCACUUAUCAGGGCAUCCGCAUACAAGUUGUCUUCAGCAACAUAUCUACCAUUUUCCCCACCAUCACCACCACCACCACCAUCAUCAUGCAUCCCAUUCCUCUGUUCUCCCAGUUGCAUCAUUUUCUGAUUCUAACUGCCCUGUCGAGCGACCAGCAGCAGUACCAGCACCAUGUGGAGCAAGUAGUAGUACUGGCAACACUUAUCACGAGCAGACCCUACCUGUUGACUUGAGUAGUAAUGGUGUUCGGAGCCAUGGAAGUGGCAGUUUUACAUCCGCAUUUGACCCUUGCUGUCCAGGCUCCUCUUCUCGUACUACUGUAUACAGUCAUCCGGCUGGUGCUGGAUCCAACCAGCCAGUGGAUGGGUAUGGAUCAGGCUUGGUUGCACAGCCUCAGGCACCACUCUCCUCUUGUCGACAUUAUAUACACCCCCCUUAUGGACCUUUGCAGAGAUCCCUUCACCACCAAGCAUCCUCAUGUCCCCAUUCACAUGGAAACCCUCCUCCCCCACCACAGCCACCUCCACAGACUGAAUAUGUUAUUCCUCAUGCAGUGCAUCCUUUUCACCCACAACUUCCUCCUCAUGCCACAACCCAUGCUGUAGCACAGACAGCUCCUCCACCCCCUCAUCCUUUGAAUAGCACAUCAUCCACAAUUCCACAGCACCUUCCCACUUCACAUCAGCCAGUCACUCAUCACAUACCGGUCCCAACAUCCUCUGCACACAGGAUUCACCCACACGACGAAAUGUUACAGAGACUGGAGGUUCAGAGGCGGAGAAUGAUGCAGCAUCCAACACGAGCACAUGAACGACCUCCACCUCACCCACAUAGAAUGCACCCCAACUACGGACAUGGUCACCACAUCCAUGUGCCUCAGACAAUGUCAUCACAUCCUAGACAGCCUCCAGAAAGGGCCACAUGGGAGAUGACUUUUGAAGCUGGAAUGACUGCAGCUCCAUAUACCACCAGUCAUUUGCACCCUCUUGCUCAUUAUCCUGGCCCCGCUCGGCUUCAGCACUUACCACUAGGACUUCCUCUUAUGGUGCCAGACAUGGCAGGCUACCCACACAUCCGAUAUAUUUCAUCUGGACUUGAAGGAAGACCAUUCAGAGGUCCAUUCAGAGGAAGUUUUGAGGAACUAAUACAUUUGGAAGAGAGACUGGGAAAUGUUAACCGUGGUGCCUCUCAAGGAACAAUUGAAAGAUGCACAUACCCCCACAAGUAUAAAAAGGUGACUCCGUUCUUACAGAGGAAGCUGCAUAGUAAACAGGAGGAGGAUGAAGGAGCCGAAGAAGACACAGAAGAGAAAUGUACUAUAUGUCUUUCUAUAUUAGAAGAAGGCGAAGAUGUUAGGCGCCUUCCAUGUAUGCAUCUUUUCCACCAAGUUUGUGUAGAUCAGUGGUUAAUCACCAAUAAGAAAUGCCCAAUCUGCAGAGUGGACAUUGAGGCUCAACUAACUGAAAGUUGAUGCCAUUUUCCAGAACUUUUUGUUCUUUCUCAGUACGGCAGUCAACCAAAGAUGGCAUGAGUAAAGUGCAGAUUCUGAAGCAUUGGACCUAGUACAGAGGUCUGCAACCUGUAGCUCUGUGGCAUUUGAAAACCUCGCUAAAUCCAACAGCAGCACUGUUGAAACCCAUCUCCAUUGGUAGAGCUUGUAUUUAAAUUACUUGGCAUCACUAAACAUAUCCUUAAAAACCAAAGUCAUCUCUUCUGUUCAGUUUUUAAACCAGGAGGCUUGUAAACAAUGUGGAUUUCGAAGUGCAUCGAAUGUUACUGGAAGAAUUUGAAAAACAGUGGUUCCAUUAUAUAGGUUGCUGACCUCUGACCUAGUGUGUCAACUCUGCUAUUUUGUGCAACUUACACUCAACCUUCCCAGUUCAGUAUAGACAGAUUGUAAUGUAUUUAUAAAGCUUUUAUGUAGCUUAUUAUUUCUCUUCCGAGUCAUUUUACUUUUUGUGCAUGGUUCCUUAUAUUGCAUUUCUUUGCACAUAUAAUGGGCUUUAUGUCCUCAGACUUGCAGGCAAGAUUAGCUGCUCUAGGUAAAAUAGAAUUAUGUGUUUUGUUUGUUUUUCACAGUGUCAUGCUUAAUGGGACUAGCAAUUUCAACAUCCAUUACUAACCAUAUUUUUUUAAUUUAAUCAGUCAUAAAUAUUGAUGUAUAGAGAUCAAUUAGUAAAAGAGAUAUAUAAAACAUUCCUUAAUUAGGGAAGAAAACAGCUGCUGUAUAUUAAAAAAAAUAAGUUCAGAAUCAUGAAGUACUUUGGAAAUGAAAACAGUACAGAUUUUAAGUCUGAAAAAUGUGGAGGUUUACUUUAUCAAUUGUGCAUAUUUUGUCAUGGAUCUAUACUUCAGUUUUCAAGCUCUGUUCAGCACAGUGAAAUUUUUAUAUAUAUAUAUAUAUAUAUAUAUAUAUAUAUAUAUAUAUAUAUAUAUAUAUAUAUAUAUAUAUAUGAAUGUUGGUAUUAAAUGUUUAGUCUGUUCACAAAUUGUAUUAUUUAUCAGUUUCUUUCACUGUUGUCAGCAAUUUAUUUUUUCCACCUUUGAAAAUAAAUCUGUUUUGCUGCUGUGAAACAAUGCUAACACUAAUGUUAAUCUCAACAAGUUGGAUUGCAGGUAACUUGCAAAUGUGAGUAUCAAGGGUUAGUAAUUGAGACUGCGUUCUAGUAAUACGAGUCCUCUAGCAAACACAUCUAGGUAGUACAGUUAAGCAGAAUUAAGGUACUUAACUUGCAAGUACCAUGCAUUCGUAGAACUUCUAAAGAUCCCAGGAUGUAAUGCCAGGGGAUUUUUAUUAGUUUUAACAUAAAUAAAAUAAGUUGAAUGCA